UAACUUCACAACACUCAAACAAACCAGGAUUGGUGCUUCUGUGGGGCGAGGAAGGGUCUGCAGGUGUGAGCUGUUUUGGUGACGCGCACGGUGCUUUGCUGGAUCAUAUUUGCCUGUCGCCUGCCCURGUGGAGGUCCAGUGCCACCUGCAAGUCGUGGGAAUCGGGUCACUUUCUGCRUUAGGACAAGUGCCAAAUGCUGGGUAUUAAAGGAAUCAACAAGACUGUGGGGCAGGAGCAACAGGUUGUCACGCAGGAAAAACGAGUGUUAGAAGAUGUGGAAAUGCCCCUUGCAAGGAGAGAAAUGGAGACYCUCUUCCAGGAGCAGCCCGAGACUGGGAACCGGUACUUGGAAGACACUUUGCUUCGGAGUUACCUGAAAACACACCUUCCUCCCAAGGUCCUGGAGGAGGUAAAUCAGGACCUGGAGAGGUUUGGAAACCGCCUGCAAACYGAGAUCCAACCUCUGAGCUGGGAAUGUGAGCUGAACCCCCCGGUGUUCCAGCAGUACGAUGCCUGGGGGCGGCGUGUGGAUCACAUCCACACCUGCUCRGCGUGGAGGAGGAUGAAGGAGAUUUCGGCUGAAGAGGGGCUGAUUGCUGAGGCCUAUGAAAGAAGAUACUCCARUUGGAGCCGCCUGUACCARGCUGUCAAACUGUACUUGUUCUCAGGCUCCUCUGGAAGUUUCCAUGUUCCACUGGCCAUGACUGAUGGGGCAGCCAAAGUCAUUGAGUCACUGGGUAUUCCUGGAUCUCUGAAAAACACUUUUGGCCAUCUGACAUCCCGCAACCCYGAGAAGUUCUGGACCUCCGGCCAGUGGAUGACCGAGCGAAGGGGUGGCUCAGAUGUUGCUAAUGGCACUGAGACUGUGGCCAGGAAGCAGCCGGAUGGCACCUAUCAUCUGUAUGGGUUUAAGUGGUUCACAUCAGCAGCUGAUUCUGAUGUGACAUUAACCCUGGCCAGGAUAGCAGAUGCUGAAGGACAGUGUACCCAGGGCUCCAGAGGCCUGUCCCUGUUCUUCCUGAGAGUUCGAGAUGAGGAGGGGAAGCUGAACAAUAUUGAGGUGCAAAGGCUGAAGAACAAACUGGGCACAAGGCAGAUGGCAACGGCAGAGCURUGGCUGCAAGGAGCCAGAGCAGAGCUGAUCUCUGCAGAGGGCCGUGGAGUGGCYGCCAUCUCCAACAUGCUGAACAUCGCUCGGAUGCACAACAUCAUUGGCGCAGUGGCUUCCAUGAGAAGGAUGAUCAGUCUGAGCAGGGACUAUGCCCGCAAGCGUGUGGCCUUCGGGAAACUCCUCAGGGACCAUCCCCUGCACAUGCAGACGAUUGCCCGGCUGGAGGUGCAGGCACGAGGGGCGUUUCUGCUGCUGAUGGAGAUCGUUCGCCUGCUGGGCCUGGCUGAAACCAACCUGGCGAGUGAGGAGGACCAGCUGCUUCUGAGGCUGCUCACCCCAGUSGCCAAACUGUACACAGGGAAGCAGGCUWCUGCUGUGGCUCUGGAGGCCAUGGAGAGUUUUGGGGGCCAAGGUUACAUGGAGGACACAGGCCUGCCAGUCCUUCUCCGGGAUACUCUGGUGCUGUCCAUAUGGGAGGGAACAACAAAUAUCCUGUCCCUGGAUGUGCUGCGGUCCCUCGCCAAGAGCCAAGGGCAGGUGAUGGUUGUGUUCCUGUCCACAGUGCAGAAAAAGCUGGAGCUGGCAUCAAGCACUGAGGAACUGUCCCCGGCCGUGCAGAGGACACRGGAAGCCAUCAGGAGCCUCAGACAGUUCAUGGAGGCCGCGGGCUCAGAGCGGGCACUGACCAUGGAGCUGGCAGCAAGGGACUUCUCCUACAGCCUGGCACGGAUCUACACAGGAGCUCUUYUAAUGGAACACGCAGCUCGGCCUGACGCUUCCCCCACGGACGUCUGCGCUGCCCUGAGAUGGUGCAACCAGGAGCUGUGUCCGGUGGCCGCGGAGUCAGCGAGGGGCAGCUACAGGGGCGGGGCAGCGCUCCAGGACAGCGCCCUGGUGUUCGGGCACAGCCGGCUCUGAGCCCCCGCAGCCCCAGCACGGACACGAGUGCUGACCAAGGACUUCCACCCCUGGAUGGGGUUUGCUCCAGGGGCAGCCCUUUCCRCCCACCGUGGCUGUGAACAUUGACCUCCUCAGGAACUGCUGCUUUCUGAAGAAAAAUGGGAUUUUUACUCUCUCUGCCCUCCAGAAAGUUGAUUAAUUCCCUGUGCACGUGUCCUAAUGAUGCUGCAAUCUAUUCUGACAUAAAUCCUACAGAAGUUUUGGAUUGAAAUCCAGUAAUUCUCCACCUAAGCACUGGCUGUGGGCUUCUCCUCCUCCUCAGCCCAUCAGUCGACCUGCUUGGUAUUGCCCUGCUGGCUACAAGUUUUUAAUUAAGAAGUUGCUAAUAGCUGAAGAAAGGCUCUAAUAGACCAAAGACAGCUGGAAUUUAUAGCUGGGAAGUGCUCCAGCAGCCACUGCACUGAGUGGGAAGGGGCUGUUUGCUGGGCAUGGAGUUGUGCAGAGUUUCAAAGCUGGCAGAGCCAGGAGGACAAAAGCACCAAGUGGUGGCUCCAGGGAGGAGCAGAGUGGGGCAAUCCCAAUAGGUCCUGGCAUGGGGAUCACAGGCUGAGCCAAGCAGAGCUUCCCCAAAAUCACACAAAUGCCAGGAACCAGCCCCAGCACCAAAGGGCUUCUGUUGUCUGUGCCUUGCAGGGUAUAAAGAGAAUUUGGGUUUGAACAAUCUCCUACAUCACAGAAUCACAGGACCAUGGAAUGGGUUGGGAUGGAAGGGA
Malurus melanocephalus (red-backed fairy wren) is the source of this 2786-nucleotide messenger RNA. RefSeq names its product acyl-CoA dehydrogenase family member 11-like. Lineage: Eukaryota; Metazoa; Chordata; Aves; Passeriformes; Maluridae. Bases 196 to 2031 code for a protein of 611 amino acids. The transcript has 15 exons. The record is from RefSeq and is a predicted model, not a curated record. Gene Ontology annotation, molecular function: oxidoreductase activity, acting on the CH-CH group of donors.